Harpegnathos saltator (Jerdon's jumping ant) is the source of this 3162-nucleotide messenger RNA. RefSeq names its product phosphatidylinositol 3-kinase 59F (gene Pi3K59F). The record is from RefSeq and is a predicted model, not a curated record. Gene Ontology annotation, molecular function: 1-phosphatidylinositol-3-kinase activity. Gene Ontology annotation, biological process: endocytosis; phosphatidylinositol-mediated signaling; autophagosome assembly. Gene Ontology annotation, cellular component: phosphatidylinositol 3-kinase complex, class III, type I; endosome; cytoplasm. Lineage: Eukaryota; Metazoa; Arthropoda; Insecta; Hymenoptera; Formicidae. Bases 170 to 2848 code for a protein of 892 amino acids. The transcript is spliced from 10 exons.
UGCACAUAUCACGUUUCAAACAACUCCUCCGAUGCACCCUGAUGUGCACGGUUGAAUCGUUUGUAACCAACGCGAGAAUUACAAUAUUGUUAAGUAAUGUAGCGUUAUGACGGUGACAGGGGAUGCGAAGGUAUACGUAUACCACCCUUAACUGAUCGGCACCACCGCAAUGGAGAGCACAAGUGACAAGUUUUUCUACGUGUACAGUUCUUCUUUAGAUGCCAGGAUACAGAUUAAGAUAGGCACUUUGGAGGGCAAAAGACAGAGACCAGAGUACGACAAGCUACUAGUAGAUCCUUUACUCAAGUACUCGGGCCUGUAUGGAGCCGGAGGGAUCCGCGGGGACUUGGCUGCGUCUUUGCAAGUGUGGACCGGUGGCAGGCCAUUGGCUCUGCCUGUGCACACAGCUUACAAGCAUUUCACUUCCCGUUGGAACUGGAACCAGUGGGUCACUCUGCCAAUCUCAUAUGCGGAUCUGCCACGUGACGCACAGCUGUGUAUAACAUUGUACGACUGUGCCGGGCCUGGCAGACAGCUUCCAGUAGGUGGUACGACCAUACCGCUGUUCGGCAAGCAUGGGGUAUUUCGACAAGGCAUGCUGGAUUUGAGAGUGUGGCCUGGAAUAGAGGCAGACGGCAGUGUUCUGACCAGCACACCAGGAAAAGCGAGGGAUCAUGGGAAGGAGCAGAUGCAGAGGCUCGCGAAACUUGCCAAGAAACACAGAAACGGGCAGAUGAACAAAGUCGACUGGCUGGACAGAUUAACGUUCAGAGAGAUCGAGUUGAUUAACGAGAAGGAGAAGAGGGCGUCGGACUAUUUGUACUUGAUGGUAGAAUUCCCGGAAGUAACGAUGGAUGGUGUACCGUACUCGGUCGUGUACUACGAGAAAGACGGCGAUGAGGUGUUUCAGCAUAGGCUACAGUCGGACGUAGUGACGCUUCCCGACUACGAAAUUCUACAAGAAAAUCUCGUGGAGGCGAAACACCAUAAACUGGCCCGUAGCUUACGUAGCGGCGGUAACACUCGCGAAUUGAAGCCCACUUCGACCGUGCGAGACGCACUCAACACUAUAUUGAGCUAUCCGCCGACAACUGCGCUUUCCACCGAGGAACAAGAUUUGAUUUGGAAGUACAGGUUCUAUUUGUCUAGCCAGAAGAAAGCGUUAACGAAAUUCGUCAAAUGCGUUAACUGGAGACUCGCUGGUGAGGUGCGCCAGGCCUUGGACAUGUUGGUACUAUGGGCGCCACCGGAUCCGGAGGACGCGCUGGAGCUGCUAGGACCCGCGUUCACUCAUCCGGACAUCAGGAGAUACGCGAUCAGCAGGCUCAAUCAAGCCCCUGACGACGAUCUAAUGCUGUACCUGUUGCAGCUGGUGCAGGCGUUGAAGUACGAGGACUUUGAGAGCAUCAAGGCAGCUUACCAAGCGAUGGUGAAAGAGAAGGAGGACAAGGUGGAGAGAAGCGAGCGACCAGAGAAGAACGAGAAACUGGACAGAGACGUAAGAAGCUGCGAUUCAACGUCUACGCCGAUCACGACUUCCAGUGAAUCCAGCCAGCUGUCGGCGAGCCAGGAACCGCUCAUGGACCUGGCGUCGUUCCUGAUCACGCGUGCCUGCCAGAAUUCCAUGCUGGCUAACUAUUUCUAUUGGUAUCUCUCCAUCGAGUGCGAGGAUCAGACUGAUCCCGCGAUCAGCGCCAAGCAAGACAUGCGAGUCCGGGAGAUGUACGUCAUCGUAAUGAAGAUGUUUUCCAUGAUGUUGGCGCAAGGGAACGUUGUCUGGCAAAAGAGAAGGGCGUUCUUGCUGCGGCAGAAGGUGUUUAUCGACCAAUUGGUAUCCCUAGUGAAGGCAGUGGCGCGAGAGAGCGGCAAUCGCAAGAAGAAGACUGACAGGCUGCGGGCGUUGUUGGCGGACCCGGAUCCGGCGUUCAAGAUCAACUUCUCGAAUUUCGAGCCGAUCCCGUUCCCCUUGGACCCGGAGAUUUGUAUCAAAGGGAUUAUCCCGGAAAAGGCAAGCCUAUUCAAGUCCGCGCUCAUGCCGUCGAAACUCACAUUUUUAACGACAGAUAACAGCGAGUACAUCGCUAUCUUUAAACACGGAGACGAUCUGCGGCAAGACCAGUUGAUUCUACAAACGAUUGCGCUCAUGGAUAAAUUAUUAAGGAGAGAAAAUUUAGACUUGAAACUGACGCCAUAUAGGGUACUCGCGACAAGUACCAGACACGGUUUCUUACAAUUCAUCGAAUCCACGACGGUCGCGGAGGUGUUGGCUAGCGAAGGCUCGAUAUUGAGUUUCUUCCGAAAACAUCAUCCCUCCGAGACUGGACCUUACGGCGUAGUGCCAGAAGUCAUGGAUACUUACGUUCGCAGUUGCGCUGGCUAUUGCAUAAUCACGUAUGUACUGGGAGUCGGCGAUCGUCACUUGGACAAUCUGCUGCUUACAGCGUCAGGGAAACUUUUCCACAUCGACUUCGGAUAUAUCUUGGGCAGAGAUCCGAAACCUCUGCCGCCUCCGAUGAAGCUCAGCAAAGAGAUGGUCGAGGCCAUGGGCGGUGUCGGUUCCGAGCAUUACCAUGAGUUCCGGAAACAGUGUUACACGGCAUUCCUCCAUCUGCGCAGGCACGCGAAUCUAAUACUGAAUCUAUUCUCACUGAUGGUGGAUGCGAGCGUGCCUGACAUCGCUUUGGAGCCGGAUAAGGCCGUGAAGAAAGUACAGGAUAAGUUGCGAUUAGACCUGAGCGAUGAGGAGGCCGUACAUUAUGUGCACAAUCUCUUAGACUUGUCAGUCACCGCAGUCAUGGCGGCGCUGGUAGAGCAGCUCCACAAAUUCGCGCAGUAUUGGCGGAAGUAAAGGUGAAUGCCGAAAGGUAUAGCGAAAUCACGCAAACUGUGUUCCAUUCUAAAUGCCAGAAUUAUUGUUAUAUUAUGUGUACAUAUAGUUUUAUAUAUACAUACAUAUAUAUAUAUAUACACACCCACACACACACACACACACAUAUAUAUAUGUGUGUGUUAGAUACACACACACACACAUAUAUAUAUAUAUGUUGGACGUAUAUGUAUAUAUAUGUAUAUAUAUAAAGAAAAUGACCACAUGGCGUAUUUCACGAAUGUAAUAUAACUUAUUGUAUUUUAGCUAAUAAACCUUUGAUAAUAAUUAUAUAA